ACAUGUUUGUCAGUUUGCUCUCCUGUGAGAAGAUUUUAUCAAGUGUUCGCUCACAGAGUUCAAAGGCGUAACUUCCUGAUUGCAGUGACAACCCUGUUGGUAACUUGGUUUGAUCCCCUCGUCUACUCUCACAACUUGAGUUCCUCGACAAUUCAAUUCCAGGCUUGUGGACUGUGAAAUCUGUUCAAAUAAUGGACAAGUUGAAUCUAGCUCAAUUGGGUGAGAAGCUGAAGACGAGUGGAGCUCAAAUGGGUCGAAUUGUUAGUGACAAAAUGAAGGAAAUUUUGCAAACCCCUACUCCUGAAUCAAAGAUGGUUGACGAAGCAACAUCGGAGACCCUAGAGGAACCCAACUGGGGUAUGAAUUUGAGGAUAUGUGCAAUGAUCAAUAGUGGAGAAUUUAAUGGAUCCGAGAUUGUGAAGGCCAUAAAGAAGAAGAUUUCAAGCAAGAACCCAGUGAGCCAGAGGCUGAGUCUUGACUUGCUGGAAGCCUGUACUAUGAAUUGUGAGAAAGUGUUUUCUGAGGUGGCAUCAGAGAAGGUGCUUGAAGAUAUGGUUCGAAUGAUUGAUAAUCCACUAACAGAUCAUCAGAAUAGAAGAAGGGCCUUGCAGUUGAUCAGGGCUUGGGGAGAGUCAGGGGAUCUUGCCUACCUACCGGUGUUUCGUCAAACCUAUAUGAGCCUGAAAGGAAGAAGUUUGCCUCUGGAGAUAGAUGGAGAAAAUUCAGCGCAUGUUCCAUAUUCCUUGGAGUCUCAUGUACAUGAAGAUUCAUUAGAUCCUCCUGAAAGUUAUCCUAUUCCUGAUGCUGCAUUUCAUGUGAUGAAUAGAUCUGGUUUCUCUUCUAGUCCCAGAAGCCUAUCGGUUGAAGAGAAAAAGGAGCAUCUUGUCAUUGCUCGAAACAGUCUUGAAUUACUCUCUACCAUAUUAAAUUCUGGAGCAGAGCCAAAAUUGUUGAAGGAAGAUGUGACUGUGAGCUUGUUGGAAAAGUGCAGGCAGUCACUAUCUGUCAUUAAGGUGAUUGUUGAAAGCACCGCUGAUGAUGAGGGAACACUUUUUGAGGCUUUGAACCUUAAUGAUGAGCUACAACAAGUAGUUUCCAAGUACGAGGAGUCGGAAGCUGCCCAAGACUCUAGAGCACAACCAUAUGUAGCAGCUGAUACCACGAAGCAUGUUGCAGAAGCUGUUCAAAAUCCCAUCGGACCACCUGAAAGCGUUGAAGGUGAUGAACCUCGUGAGUCAGAUGCUGCUGAUAGACUUCAGAGGAAGGUGUCCAAUAAGCCCGACGCUUCUGAGGUCAAUUCUACUACUGUUGUUUAUAAUCACUGUGAGGCCAACACAACGAAUUGCGCAAAAGACAAGGAUGCUGAAUUGAGCGGCAAGAGAGAUGCUGAAUAAGGAAAGAGGAAGUCGGCAUGGUUCGUGUAGCAUUAAAUUUUAUCGCUGUCCAUAUCUUAGUAGUAGCUUUUGGUUCUUUCGUGCUGUUGACCGUAUCUCUAGAACAUGAAAGUGGCCGGAGUUUCUCCCUGAACGCCUGUGAAACUUUAUAUCUAAUUGGGAUAUCAUGCGUGUUUCUUGUGACUUGA
This is a messenger RNA of Prosopis cineraria, 1582 nucleotides long. RefSeq names its product TOM1-like protein 2. Gene Ontology annotation, biological process: protein transport to vacuole involved in ubiquitin-dependent protein catabolic process via the multivesicular body sorting pathway. Bases 192 to 1394 code for a protein of 400 amino acids. Lineage: Eukaryota; Viridiplantae; Streptophyta; Magnoliopsida; Fabales; Fabaceae. The record is from RefSeq and is a predicted model, not a curated record. The transcript has 4 exons. Gene Ontology annotation, molecular function: ubiquitin binding; phosphatidylinositol binding.